Brassica napus (rape) is the source of this 2860-nucleotide messenger RNA. RefSeq lists its product as uncharacterized. Bases 1484 to 2008 code for a protein of 174 amino acids. The transcript is spliced from 2 exons. The record is from RefSeq and is a predicted model, not a curated record. NCBI's taxonomy places the organism in Eukaryota, Viridiplantae, Streptophyta, Magnoliopsida, Brassicales, Brassicaceae.
UAAACCUUAAAUCCAGAUAUAUCUAAAGUAAACCUACUAUAAUAUACUGUGGGAAAUGAUACAGUUUUUGUAAAUUUUAUUAUAUACCUUCCUAAAUGGCGAUCUAGGGUUCGAUGGUUUUCCGACGAUGGGAUCCGAGUCCUUGCUUAGGAGAUUGGUUCGUCACGGGGAUUCAGGAAUGCGCUUCUGAUAGCCAGAAACGAGGCUUUCAAUCGGAUCAAUUGGGGAUAAUUUUGGGGUUCAAUAAGGAUAUUUGGGUGAGGUUAUGGAAAAGCAAGAUUUUGAUGGAUUGGAUUGGGAAUCCGUUCGGUAUCAAUACGGAAUCGUGGACCAAUAAAGAGCCAACUCUUGAAUAACAAUGAGGGACUGAAGAAUGGCGAGGGUAUGCGCAAGAAACUGAAGAUUUCAGUGGCACAUUUCGACAAUUCGGCCUUAAUCCAGACAUAUUCCAAAACCUUGAUUGGAAGGUGUAUGAAUCCAGAGGAGCAGGAGAUGAAGGCGCUGUUCACUAAUCUCCUGAAGAUAUGGAAAUUGGAGGAAAGAGUUACUGGUAUAUAUGGAUUUGGGAUUUGGCAAAUUUCAAUUUGUUUUCAAGACUGAGGAGGAGCUUGAAGGGGUACUGAAGCAGCAACCGUUCCACUUUGACUAUUGGAUGCUGGCUUUGGCGAGGUGGCAACAAAAACAAUCUAAAGCUUUCCCAUCAGAGAUCAUGUUCUGGGUCCGCGUCAUUGGUCUACCGCUGGAGUUCAGAACAGUCCCUACUUUUGAAAGUAUUGGUGGUGCUUUGGGAAGAACGGUGGCAGUGGACUUGGUUCAGAAUCGGGUUCAGGUGGUGAUUGAUGCUUUCAAGGAACUGUGUUUUGAAUCAACCAUAGAUUUUAAAGGUGGAGAGUUCUAUGAAGAGUAGGAAGUGGCAGUUUCACUACGCUACGAGAAGCUGUUUGGCUACUGCAAGCUCUGCGCUAGCCUAUGCCAUAAGGAAGAGGUUUGCCCAAAGGCUCCAAGAACGAGUCCGGAGCGAAAAAGGGAAAUCAGAGAAGGGAAUGGAGGAUGGUUUGAUGAGGCGAAGCAUGAUGAGCGAGUUAGGAGCUACAAUGGUGUAGUUAUUAACGGUAACGUGGGACAACAGAAUAAAGAAAGAGAAGGAAGGGAGUAUUACGGGAAGGGUAAGGGGAAAAUGGCUGAAGCACAAGAUUCCAAAUGGGUUAAGGUGGCGGAGAAGGGACAUAGGAGACCUUACAACAAUCAAGGAAACUACAUGGGAGAUGGUGAGGGCUCGAGGUACAAGUCUGGUCAUCGAGAAGACGCGAGAAAUGGUAACUCGGAAUUGGGAUUUGGAGUCCAAGAAACUUGAAAUGGAACUUCCUCGGGGCAGUCUAGAACAGUCCAGGAGCAGAGGGGGCCACCUAGGGAAGAUAGAGAGGAGGGGGAGAUAAAGAACAAUGGUGAGGAAGAUACGAGGUUGCCUUCCAGAGAAUUUCAAAUGGAGCUAGCUAAGACGCAUGCGGAGGGGACGGAGGUGAUAGUGGAACCUACUAAUGAGGAGAGGGGCUUGAACAUGAUCAACAGAAUGGUUGAGAAGCGGGAUUAUACUGAAGAGGAUCUAGAAAUGGAGUUAGAGGCAAUUAAUGCUACUCUUCUGGAGAAUGGUGAUGAUAUGGAGGAAGAAGAGGAGUUUCAGACAUUCUCGGAGGAGGAAGCUGAGCAAGCUUCACGAGCUCAGGUACUGCGUGAGCACGCACUGGAGGAAGAGAAGAUGGUGAGUGGGGAAGCUGAUGUGGAGAAGGGCACGGGACCAGAAGUGGGAGAGACGAAGCAAGGAAACCGCAAGAGGCUUUUCAAGCCUUCAAUCAGUACUGCAGGGAGCACCAAGAUGAGAUUGGCAAGUGCACCGGUGUCUCCACGCAAAAGGGCUGCGGCGAAGAUGGGGCCUCGUCAUGGAGACAGCAGUAAGCCACCGGAGAGCAAGGGUCCUUCAAACCCGAAGCUGGCUAAUCUUAAAUUCUAAGUUUUAUGGAUCACGCUUUUUUUCCAAGAUCAAGCAAGAAGGAUAUGGUUUGUGAGGGGGGUGGGGGGUGGUGUUUUUAUUUAUUCGAAUAAGCUCUUUUGAGUAUUGGGGUAUUUUCUGGCUUUACGGUCAUAAGGAAAGUAGUACUUGGGGUUUUUCUUUGGGUUUUUAUUAUGUUUUGGAAUAAAAUUUUCUUCUGACCGUGCUUUUGUCCUAUCUUAUGGCAUUAUGAGAAUGGCUACCUUAUGGUGAUGUGGAAAUAUGGAAAUGUAUGGGUGUUGGUGUUGGUGUUGAUCCACUUGGAGACAGUUGGUGUGGUCCUAAAAGUGUUGCGGUUCGCUGGAAACGGGUUGAGUGAGACAGAAUUUGUAUACUGUGUGGUUUUGGAUAUGUAUUUGGAUGCAGGUUGGUGUUUUUUAAGUAAAUGGCAAGAAGGGGAGAGUUAUGGUGCACAAUGUAGGAGGUCUUUAACGACUUGGAGAAGAACUGGGAGAGUUAUAACACGGAAUUCAGUGGAGGUUCAUGGGUAUCCUUUGUUGGGUGAUGUACGGUGCUUGAUGGAGUCAAACAAAUGACACAAAGAAGGGUCUGAUCUACAACACGGAUGGGAUUUAUUGAAUGAUCAGACGGUUCUAAAUAGUAAAAAGUUUCCACCUUUGUUUUGUUUUGGUAUCAUUUUGAUGCGGUAUGAUGGGAGUUUGUGGAACCAUAUGGGAACUAGAGCUGUAGAGAUGGAUGUAAACCUAAUAAAACGAUCGUAUAUGUUUCUAAUUUUAUGCAAUCCUCCAGGUUGCAUCUAUAAGGAAUGGUGGAACAUGAAUUUUUUUAAUGGAAAAACGGGGUUUAUGGUUC